GGUCCUUGUGCAGCAGCGGCGGCUGAGCAGGUGGCUGGUGCGGGCUAGAGCGGGCCGGGGAGGUGCAGCGGCCACCCCACUGCGCCGGACCCAGGUGGCACACGUAGGAUCGCCGGCUCCGGCAGCUCAGUGUGAGGGAGUGAACUCAGUUUGCUUCAGAGCGUCCUCACCAUGACCUCCAAGAAGCUGGUGAACUCGGUGGCGGGCUGUGCGGACGACGCGCUCGCUGGCCUGGUGGCCUGCAACCCCAACGUGCAGCUCCUGCAGGGCCACCGCGUGGCACUCCGCUCCGACCUGGACAGCCUCCGGGGCCGGGUGGCGCUGCUGUCGGGUGGGGGCUCCGGCCACGAGCCCGCCCACGCUGGUUUCAUAGGGAAGGGGAUGCUGACAGGGGUCAUCGCCGGCGCCGUGUUCGCCUCCCCGGCAGUGGGCAGCAUCCUGGCGGCCAUCAGGGCCGUGGCCCAGGCGGGCACAGCGGGAACCCUCCUCAUCGUGAAAAACUACACCGGGGACCGCCUCAACUUCGGCAUCGCCCUGGAGCGGGCCCGGGCUGAGGGCAUCCCUGUGGAGAUGGCGGUCAUCGGGGACGACAGCGCCUUCACGGUCCUGAAGAAGGCGGGCAGGCGGGGGCUCUGCGGCACGGUCCUCAUCCACAAGGUGGCUGGCGCCCUGGCUGAGGCAGGCGUGGGGCUGCAGGAGAUCACGGAGCGGGUGAGCGCAGUCGCCAAGAACAUGGGCACCCUGGGAGUGAGCUUGUCCUCCUGCAGCGUCCCUGGCUCCACACCCACCUUCCAGCUCUCUGCCGAUGACGUGGAGCUGGGCCUCGGCAUCCACGGGGAAGCUGGCGUGCGCCGGAUUAAGAUGGCCACGGCUGACGAGAUCGUGACGCUCAUGCUGGACCACAUGACCAGCCCCUCCAACGUGUCCCGCGUGCCCGUGCAGUCUGGCUCCUCCGUGGUGCUGGUGGUCAACAACCUGGGGGGCCUGUCGUUCCUGGAACUGGGCAUCAUCGCCGACGCUGCCAUCCGCACCCUCGAGGGCCGCAGGGUGAAGAUUGCGCGUGCCCUGGUGGGCACCUUCAUGUCAGCCCUGGAGAUGCCUGGCGUUUCUCUCACCCUUCUGCUGGUGGAUGAACCCCUCCUGAAACUGUUAGAUGCUAAAACCAACGCUGCAGCCUGGCCUAAAGUGGCCAGGGUCUCUGUGACCGGGCGGCAGCGGAGCCGGCCAGCCCCCGCUGAGCCCCCGGAGGCCCCGGACUCCAGCGCCACAGGAGGCUCAGCCUCAAAGUGCAUGGUGCCCGUGCUGGAGCGGGUGUGCAGCACCCUCCUCGGCCUGGAGGAGCAGCUCAACGCCCUGGACCGCGCUGCGGGCGAUGGGGACUGUGGCACCACCCACAGCCGUGCCGCCAGAGCGAUCCAGGGAUGGCUGAAGGCAGGUCCGCUCCCUCCCAGUCCUGCCCAGCUCCUCUCCAAACUGUCUGUCCUGCUACUGGAGAAGAUGGGGGGUUCUUCUGGGGCACUCUACGGCCUGUUCCUGACAGCAGCAGCCCAGAGCCUCAAAGCCAAGACUGACCUCCCAGCCUGGUCUGCUGCCAUGGACGCUGGCCUGGAAGCCAUGCAGAAGUACGGACAGGCUGCCCCGGGGGACAGGACAAUGCUGGAUUCUCUAUGGGCUGCAGGACAGGAGCUCCAAGCCUGGAAGAGUCCAGGGGCUGACCUGUUCCGCACCCUGACCAAAGCAGUCAAGAGUGCAGAAGCUGCCGCCCAGGCCACCAAGAACAUGGAGGCGGGAGCCGGAAGGGCCAGUUACAUCAGCUCUGCGCGGCUGGACCAACCAGACCCUGGGGCCGUGGCAGCUGCAGCCAUCCUCAGAGCCGUCCUGGAGGCCCUGCAGAGCCAGGGGGAGUGAGGGCCUCCAGCCUGGGUGCACCUCCGUGCUGUGCAGAGGGGCACGGUCACCGCCUGUCUCCCAGCGGUCACCUUCCCUGGUGGCUCGUGCCCAGGGCCGGUCCUCUGAGUUCAGCAGGAACUCUCCGGAGCUCCUGCCAGGCCCUCCCUGGGCCAGGCGCCUCUUAGGCACAGCCCGUCUGGCCCGUUCCUUGUCAGGGACAGUGGAGUCCCCGGGGCUCCCUGCCCGGCUCUGGGCUGCAGCCAUUAGGCAUUUCCCCGGGGCGGCGCCGCCUUGAACCUGCCCUGCGUGUUUGGCUUUAAGACUCCCUAGAAAGACCUUCAGCGCCAGUGUGGAAAGCGGCUAAUAAAUCACAUCGCA
This is a messenger RNA of Condylura cristata (star-nosed mole), 2268 nucleotides long. It is a transcript of the gene TKFC, whose product is annotated as triokinase/FMN cyclase. NCBI's taxonomy places the organism in Eukaryota, Metazoa, Chordata, Mammalia, Eulipotyphla, Talpidae. Gene Ontology annotation, cellular component: cytosol. Gene Ontology annotation, biological process: glycerol catabolic process. The transcript is spliced from 18 exons. Gene Ontology annotation, molecular function: ATP binding; glycerone kinase activity. The record is from RefSeq and is a predicted model, not a curated record. The coding region runs from base 172 to 1908 and encodes 578 amino acids.